AUGGAGGGGGCCCCCGCGCCCGAGGACCCCGACCGGCAGGCGCAGGAAUACGUCACCCGACUCCCCCCCGCGCCCCCCCCGCGGCCCCCCCCGGGGCUGAAGCGGCCGCCCCCGGGCGGGGGGGGCGCGGGGGGGCUGCUGGCGCUGCCGCUGGAGCUGCUGCUGGAGAUCUGCGGGUACCUGGGGGCGCGGGAGGUGCGGGGGGUCCUGCCCCGCGUCUGCCGGGCGCUGCGGGAGGUGGCCCGGGACGCCGUGGCCUGGCGGCUCCGUCUGCAGCGCAGCGCCCGCGGCCCCUUCCCCGUCCUGGAAGAGGAGGGGUUCGACUGGUCAGCCGCCUGCGUGGACCUGGAGGAGCAUCUGCAGCGCUGGGAGGGUGGCGGGGCCCCCAUGGAGCACUUCUCCCUGGACGAGGGGCACUUUGCCUCCGUCGAUUCCGUUCUCCUGCUACAGGGAGGGACCCUCUGCGUUUCAGGUGCCCGCGACCGCAAUGUCAACCUGUGGGACCUGCGGCAGCUGGGCCGGGCCCCCGGCAAGGUGCUGGUGAAGGCGCUGGGCACCGAGCGCAACGGGACGCACAAGGGCUGGGUCUGGUGUUUGGCCUCUCGAGACAACAAGGUGUGCUCGGGCUCCUGGGACAGCACGGUGAAGCUGUGGGACCUGGAGACCGAGGGACAGCAGUUUGGGGAGAUCAGGGAGAAGGCAGCUGUGCUGUGCCUCUCCUACCGCCCCGACGUCCUCGUCACCGGGACUUACGACAAGACGGUGACGGUCUACGACCCGCGAGCCGGCCAGGCCCUGGUGCGCAGCUACAAGCCCCACGCCAGCGCCGUCCUCUCCCUGGCGGCCGACGACCGGCUCAUCGUGUCGGGCAGCGAGGACCGGACCCUCGUCGUCUUCGACCGCCGCGCCGACGGCGUCCUCCAGCGGCUGCAGCUGGAAAACUACCUGCUCUCCAUGUCGUACCGGGGAACGCAGCUCUGGGCCGGGGACAACCAGGGCCGGGUGUACGUCUUUGGGAACAGCGCCGGCAGCUUCCAGCCCGCCCGGUACUUCGAUGUGGGGCACCGGCUACAGAUCACGGGGCUCUGGCACUCGCUGGGGUCCCUCUACACCACGUCCACCGACAGGACGCUGCGGAUACACGUCCCUACAGACCCUCCUCGCACCAUCUGCUCCUGGACGCACGACGACGUGCUCAACGGGAUCAGCGUGGAGGGCGACGUGGUGGCAGCCGCCUCUGGAGGCCUCUCCGUCGAGGUGUGGAGGCUCCGGACCUGAUGUGCUGCCGCGGC
Messenger RNA from Gavia stellata (red-throated loon), 1292 nucleotides. It is a transcript of the gene FBXW9, whose product is annotated as F-box and WD repeat domain containing 9. The record is from RefSeq and is a predicted model, not a curated record. NCBI's taxonomy places the organism in Eukaryota, Metazoa, Chordata, Aves, Gaviiformes, Gaviidae. Bases 1 to 1278 code for a protein of 425 amino acids. Gene Ontology annotation, cellular component: preribosome, large subunit precursor. The transcript is spliced from 11 exons. Gene Ontology annotation, molecular function: protein binding.